CACUGAAUCCUCUAAGUCUUCGCGUAGAGCCGUGCCCCUGUCCUCGCGUACAGUCGUGCCCUCCCAGCGCCGCCGCGCCCACCCAGCACCGCCGCCGCCGUCCUGCGCCGCCGUCGUCUUCCUGUGCCUCGCUGCUCCGGCACGCGCCCAGCGCCGCCCCUCCCUGACGGUCCCGCAGCUCGGCCUGCUCGCCCCUCCCUGCGCCGCCCGAACUCGCCGCGCCCCCGGGGGGCGCCCGGCCGCGCUGCCACGACCGCGCCGGCACCGGCCCCGCUACGGCAGCGCCUGCCCCGGCCAGCGUCCACCCCGGCCUACUCUUCCAGUUCUGCGAGUGUUCGGAUUUUACUAUUUGCUGUUGCAAGCGAGUCCUCAAAUUUCUGCCCAUCUUUAAGGAAGCAGCAAAGUCAUUUAAGGGAAAGAGAAGAGGCCGUUUAAGGGGUCUCGGAGUACCCGGAUUGUCUUCGUCGGCGUUGUGGGUGUGCCUGGACCGCGUCUGCUCCGCUAGCAUUACUCCACCGACACCCUAGGAUGGAGGACCGUGAGUGGAUGUACACGCUCCGGAGAGAUGCGAAGGAUUUCGACUUGCUGUUUAUACACAAGGUCGAAGGUUUCUUGAAUCAAUCAUUUGGCGAGAGUGCACACGGCCAUUCUCUAGUUGUUUGUCCUUGCAGUAGUUGUGACAAUAGAAGAAGGAAAGAUAGGACAACCAUGGGUAAACAUAUUGUGAAGUUUGGAUUUACUCCAAGCUACCACCGGUGGAUCCACCAUGGUGAAGCUGAUCGUAUCAGAGAGGAGGUGGUGAGACCUCGACUCGAGGCUUUUGCUGAUGAUGCGGGGGUACCAGACAUGCUAGAUGACAUUCACCAAGCUCAGUUCGCCGAAGGACGUGAUAAGGAGGAGGUGGAGGCUGCCGCAGAUGACUUCUACCGAAUGUUGGACUCGGCACAGAGACCCCUUCACGAUCAUACUAAUGUUUCUCAGCUAGAUGCCAUUGGUCGCGUGAUGGGGUUGAAGGCCGAAUUAAACCUAAGUCGAGAAGGCUUUGACAAGAUGGUGGCCGUGUGGGGAGGCAUGCUACCGACGACACACAUUAUGCCAAAGAACUUGUACGAGUCAGAGAAGCUCCUUCGUGCACUUAAGAUGCCGUAUGACAAGAUACAUGCCUGUCCGAAUGGGUGCGUCUUAUUUAGGAAAGAACACAGUGAUGCCAAGUACUGCCCAAAGUGUAAAUCCUCCAGAUACGUGGAGGUAGACUCAGGCGAUGGCCAGAAGAGGCAGCUUACGAUCCCCAUGAGAGUCCUACGGCACCUUCCGUUCCUGCCGAGGCUCCAACGGCUAUUCAUGACUGAAGAAUCCACGAAACAAAUGACAUGGCACAAAAACGGCAAAAGGUACAACCCUGGGAAGAUGGUACAUCCAUCCGAUGCUGAAGCAUGGAAGCACUUCAAUGCUCGGCAUCCUCUCAAAGCAGAGGAGGCUCGUAAUGUACAUGUCGCCCUAGCAACAGAUGGGUUCAAUCCAUAUGGUAUGAUGGCUGCACCAUACACAUGUUGGCCCGUGUUCGUCAUCCCCCUCAAUCUCCCCCCCGGUGUCUCCUUUCAACGGCAUACCAUGUUCCUAUCGUUGAUAAUUCCUGGACACCCGGGGAGUCAUAUGGGUGUCUUCAUGGAGCCUGUGAUAGAUGAGUUGAUCCAUGCUUGGGAUGAAGGGGUGUGGACAUACGGCCGAGCUACGAAGACAGUUUUCAAAAUGCACGUCUGGUACCACUACUCCCUGCACGACUUCCUGGCGUACGCGUUAAUGUGCGCCUGGUGUGUUCAGGGGAAGUUCCCAUGCCCAAUAUGCAAGGACGCUGUGAGGUUCAUAUGGUUGAAGAAGGGUGGCAAGUAUUCAUCGUUCGACAAGCAUCGUCAAUUCCUCCCUCUUGACCAUGCAUUCAGAAAAGACAUCAAGAAUUUCACGAAAGGUGUCAAAGUGACAGACCCUAUACCACACUUGAGGACGGGGGCCGAGGUUCGUGCUCAGAUAGAUGCUCUUGUGCCUGGGCCGGAUGGUAAGUAUGUGGGAUAUGGUGAGCAACAUAUGUGGACUCAUAAGUCCGGGUUGACGAGGCUCCCCUAUUUUGAUGACCUCCUACUACCACAUAACAUUGAUGUCAUGCACACCGAAAAGAAUAUCGCCGAGGCACUUUGGGCAACACUCAUGGACACCGACAAGUCUAAGGACAACCCUAAGGCUAGAGUGGACCUUGCGACGUUGUGUGAUAGGCCAAACCUAGAGAUGCAGAAAAGUGCGACAGGAAGGCAGUGGAGAAGGCCUAAGGCCCCCUACGUCUUGAAAAUCGAGCAUAGGAGGGAAGUGCUUCGAUGGAUCAAGAAUUUAAUGUACCCUGAUGGGUAUGCAACCAAUCUAAGCAGGGGAGUCAACUUAGCCACUCUGCGAGUCAACGGGAUGAAGAGUCAUGACUACCACAUAUGGAUUGAGCGAAUACUUCCGUCGAUGGUUCGAGGCUAUGUCCCUGAGCAUGUCUGGCUAGUGCUGGCAAAGCUAAGCUACUUCUUCCGCCAGCUUUGUGCCAAGGAGCUAUCUCUGGCCGUCAUUACAGAAUUAGAAAUAAUGGCACCUGAGUUGGUCUGUGAGAUGGAGAAGAUCUUUCCACCUGGCUUCUUCUUACCGAUGCAGCAUCUGAUUGUGCACCUCCCGAACGAGGCACGGUUGGGGGGGCCAGUGCAGGCCCGUUGGUGCUACCCAAUCGAGCGAUGUCUAAAGACUCUUCGCAAGAAGUGUACAAAUAAAGCCAGAAUUGAGGCUGCAAUUACAGAGGCAAGCAUUCGGGAGGAGGUAGCAAACUUCACAACAUCCUACUACAAGCCUAACCUUCCUAGCAGGCAUAAUCCACCCCCUCGUUACAAUGCUGGCGAAAAUGAAUCCACCCUCAUCCUUUUCAAAGGUGAACUAGGCUGCGCAAGUGGAUCGACCCCCAAGAGAUUGGAUGCAGAAGAGUGGCGCAGGAUCACGCUAUAUGUGUUCACCAACCUGCCUGAGGUUGCUCCAUUCAUACAGGAAUUUGUUUGUCAAGAGUGGCGUCAAUCAAUUGAUCCUAGCCCGCAUGAGCAUGAUGCCCUUCUUUCAGAGGGUGCGGGAGCUGGGAGGCCUGAUUUCAUUUCUUGGUUCAAACAAAAGGCGCAGACCUAUGCGUCCAUGAGUGACGAGUUGAGACAGGUUGCAAACGGCUUCGAGCCUAGGGUGAAGUCAUAUACCGGUUAUGACGUGAACGGAUAUCGCUUCCACACGUCAAGACACGAGCAGACUCGACCCAAUCGGAAAACCACGAACAGCCAAGUUUUUACACUGGGCACUGAUGGCAUCGAAUACUAUGGGGUAAUUGAGGAGAUCUAUGAACUUUUAUAUGACGGCCGGGUACCUCUUACUCAUGUCAUAUUCAAGUGCCACUGGUUUGAUCCUGGACAAACUAGACGGACCCCUCAUCUUGGGCUAGUCGAGAUUAGACAUGAUUCUGUCUAUACAGGAAAAGAUGUCUAUAUUGUGGCUCAACAGGCCGUGCAGGUGUAUCAUACACCGUACGCGUGCACAGGCAAAGACCAUCUUAUGGGUUGGUCUAUUGUGCACCAGGUGACAGAAACAAACAUGGUGGCCAACCGUUCACCGAGGCAGGUAGCCUCAGUGUACCGGAGGCUAUGCCCCGCUGGAGUCGAGGAGACGGCUUCUGCUCUACCGGCGAGAGCAGGCCUGAGUCGUGGCCCGGGUCACCCCAGGACGAGGACGCUGACGACGCUGAUGGGGACGGGGAGGGCCCGGGGUCGCCCCAGGCGGGGCCGACCUCCUACCCCAGCUCACGACCAGUCGGAGGACCGGCCUCCUACCCCAGCUCACGACCACCCGGAGGACCCGACUCCUACCCCAGAGGACCAUGAGGUGGCCAUGGUAACGACCCCAGACAAUCACGCGACUGAGCAGACGGACGAGGGGACUCAGCAGACGGAGGACAGUUCUGCUCACUCAACUCGUUACCUGCGAGGUGCCACAAGGCUUCCUAGUGUUCCGCAUCAUGAACGACGCCCACUGAUACGUCCAGCGGGAAGAAGGGGCUGGCUAGUUCUGGAGGGUGCUCUUGAUCCCCCACGCACCCCUGCUACCAUCCUGGGAUGUCUGUGCAGGAAACACUUCCCCGGCCUUGUGGACUUGGGAGAUGUGAGGUGGGAGCCGGCCUGGACGUGGGGCAGGUACGCACUCGGCGAGGAUGACGAGAAGUCCAACAAGCAGGAGCGGGUUUUGGCGGACUUUUGGAGUUACUUCAAGGCCGAACCAGGUCGAGAGAACCUGGCAGAUCAGACAGCACACAGAGCGUGUCAAAAGUACGUCGGUGACAUGAUUCACGAGGCAAAACUCCAAGCCCACGUCGACUACUACAGGUCCAUCGAGAAAGAGCCCCUCAAGAAGGCCGGUGCAAGAAAGGUGCCGCCCAGCUGGUGCAUGUCGUAUAGAUCGGCAUGGGCAAGGAUCGUGGACAGGUUCCUAGACCCGGCGCACAUCGAAAAGCAAGAGCUCGGCAAGCGGAAGCGGGCACUGAGGGCUGGUCCAACUCACCACCAAGGCAGCCGCAACCUCCCCAAUUUCAAGCGAGCACUUGAGGCUGCACAGCCAGACAUGCCGGUGUCGGAGUUUGGGGCAUGGGCUGUGUCCCACAUGGGCUCAGUGAAAUCCGGUGUCACCUUCAACCCGGAUGCCCCUGCCCAGGCUUACUCCGACCCGACCAUCCACGCUAAAGUCAUGGAGUACACGGAGUCGGUGAGGGCGCUGCGUGGCCCAGAUGUUGAUCUGCGCACUCAUCCCCUUGAGACAGUGGUGAUCGUGAGGCGUGGGCAAGGCAGGCAGCAUGGGCGGUUGUGGAUUGCAGACGGCGCUCAGUCCUCCGCCUCUGCACCUUCUCUCUCCGACGUGAGGGCACGGAGCACCAGCAGUAGCCUUCCCAUACGUGCACGACCAACUGCAACACUGUCUCGGGUCGACGAACUUACGCUAGCUUUCUCCUAG
Molecule: messenger RNA, 5055 nt
Organism: Sorghum bicolor (sorghum)
Lineage: Eukaryota; Viridiplantae; Streptophyta; Magnoliopsida; Poales; Poaceae
Exons: 12
Coding region: 529-5055 (1508 amino acids)
Source: RefSeq, a predicted model, not a curated record